This is a messenger RNA of Suncus etruscus (white-toothed pygmy shrew), 3884 nucleotides long. RefSeq lists its product as uncharacterized. Gene Ontology annotation, molecular function: RNA polymerase II cis-regulatory region sequence-specific DNA binding; DNA-binding transcription factor activity, RNA polymerase II-specific. Lineage: Eukaryota; Metazoa; Chordata; Mammalia; Eulipotyphla; Soricidae. Gene Ontology annotation, biological process: regulation of transcription by RNA polymerase II. The coding region runs from base 621 to 3755 and encodes 1044 amino acids. The record is from RefSeq and is a predicted model, not a curated record. The transcript has 13 exons.
GGCCGGCUCCAGGGCAUGCAUGGCCCGGCCUCGGUUCUGCAGUGGAGGCUGAAGGGCGCGGUCGUCGCCUGCUGGUCUCCGGGCUUGGUGCUCUGCAGCCGUGGGAGCCCGCUGAGAGCGGGGGGCUGAGAUUGGGGCGUGGGGUCGUGUCUGUCCUGGGGGUGCCGAGGCCAGCAGGGCUCAGGACAGCAUCUGUCAUGCAGCUCCUCGCCCGCUUUUUGGCUCCCCAGGGCAGGAGAUUCUGCAAAGAGUCCAACAUGCUUUCCUCGGGCUGCAGGGACAAAGGAAGGGAACAAGGCAACGACUGUCAUCCCUGGCUGAGACAUGUCAGGGUGCAGGGAGGGUUCUGAUCUGGGGGUAAUGGGGCUCCUAGAAGGUGUCUCUAAAAUGCUGGCCGCCUUCCUGCUCCCAGACCCCUGGCCAAAAGCCCAUAGAGGGGGAAGGAACUUUUAUUUUUUAAAUGUGGGUGUUGGGGUUUGGGCCACUGGACUCAGCUUCAGUAUCACUUCUUGUGGUGUUCAGGACCAGUGAAUGGUGCAGAGGAAGAAUUGAAGGCUAGGUAGGGGUCUAAGCCCUGGACUGCCUGGCCCUUCAGUUGUGCAUUUCAACCCAGAGAGAAGAUGUCUGCAAAUAGAAGUGGCAUCCAGGCUGCUCGGGACAAGGGAGGUGCCCAGGAGGCAGCAGGAGGCAGAUGCCCAGGCCCGGAGUCAUGCCCAGAGGCUGAGGAACGUGGAGCCACCCUGGAGUCUCUGCUCAUUAAGAUGGAACCGGAAGAGCUGCCACCUGCAGGGGUGUUGCCAGAGAGCAGCAUCUUGGGAGCUCAGGGCUCUGAGGAGAAAGCCCCCCUCCUGCUUGACCAAGGCCCCGAAGCCUUCCGGGUCCCCACACUCUCCCGUGAGGCCAGGACUCGGGAUCGGCAGAUGGCCACAGCACUACUCACCGCCUGGUCACAGAUGCCUGUGACCUUCGAGGACGUGGCACUCUACCUGUCCAGGGAGGAGUGGGGGCAGCUGGACCAUGCACAGCAGCAGCAGUGGAGUGGGCUGCCCUUGGGAACCUUGCAGGUGGGCCAAGUGGAGCAGGAUGCCACUGAAGAUGGGAAGCCCACCAGAAGAGGGGCAGGGGGCACCGCCCAGGACCCAAGGCCUACCCUUCUGGAGCCUGGCUCCCAGGACCCAGGGGACCCAGACUGCUCCCUGGAGAGCCGUGCCAAGAUCCCGGAGGGCGCGGCGGCGGGCCGGCGGGCCUUCCGCUGCGAGCAGUGCGGCAAGGCUUUCAGCUGGCACUCGCACCUGGCCACACACCGCCGCACGCAUACGGGUGAGAAGCCCUACACCUGCACCGACUGCGGCAAGCGCUUCAGCCGCAGCUCGCACCUGCUCCAGCACCAGAUCAUCCACACGGGCGAGAAGCCCUACACCUGCCCGGCCUGCUGCAAGAGCUUCGGCCACCACUCGACGCUCCUCCAGCACCGGCGCAUCCACACGGGCGAGAAGCCCUACGCCUGCACCGACUGCGCCAAGCGCUUCGCCCGCCGCUCCGACCUGGCCACGCACCAGGGCACGCACACGGGCGCCAGGCCCCACCGCUGCCCGGCGUGCGGCAAGGGCUUCUCGCAGAGCUCGGCCCUCGCCACGCACCAGCGCACGCACACGGGCCUCAAGCCCUACGCCUGCCCCGAGUGCGGCAAGUGCUUCAGCCAGCGCUCCAACCUCCUGGCGCACGGCCGCACGCACACGGGCGAACGGCCUUACCACUGCCUCGACUGCGGCCGCAGCUUCAGCCACAGCUCGCACCUCACCGCGCACCAGCGCACGCACCGCGGCCUGCGGCCCUUCGCCUGCCCCGGCUGCGGCAAGAGCUUCAGCCGCCGCUCCAACCUGCUGCGCCACGAGAAGAUCCACGGCGCCCGGCCCAAGGCCCUGGCCCUGCUGGUGCUGGGAGCGGCUACCGCGCCCCCUGACCCCAGAAACACGAAAAACGUGGGAGAAACUGAGAAAGUGGAGAGCUCCAAGAACCUAGAUGCACAGCUGCGCCUCGACCACAAGAACUCGCUGCUCAUUGGCUGCUCUUCGGCGAAAGACGAGCGCAUCCGCGAGCUGAGCGCGGUUUCCGGCGCGGACUCCUUGACAGCGGCCCUGGACGCCCCGUGCACGGGCUGUGGGCGGCGUGUCCGGCCCGACGGCGCGGCCGCGGGGUGCGAGGUGGCUCGCCGGGCCGGGGUGGGGGCGCGGGGCUCCAUCCGGGCCCCGUUGUCGCCUGCGCGUCCUGGAUGCAGGUCCAACUGCCCCUUGGGUGCCCUCUGGGAGACUGAGGCGCUACUGCUGGCCCUGCUGGAGCUGCAGGCCUGGGGCAUGGCUGCCACACUGGUGUCCCCGGACCAGACCCCUGGAGAAGGGUUCCUGAUCGUGAAGGUGGAAGAUUCCUGGGAGCAGGACAGUGCUCCUGAGGUCGCCGGGGAGGCCGAGACCUACCGCCAGCGCUUUCGGCACUUCUGCUACCCAAUGGAGGCUGGCCCGCACGCGGCCUUCAGCCAACUGUGGGAGUUGUGCUGUCGCUGGCUGAAGCCCGAGCUGCGCUCCAAGGAGCAGAUCCUGGAGCAGCUGGUACUGGAGCAGUUCCUGAGCGCACUGCCCGAGGAGCUGCAGGCCCGGGUGCGCGAGCAGCAGCCUAAGAGUGGUGAGGAGGCCGUGGCCUUGGUGGAGGAGCUGCAGAAGCGGCCUCAGGACGUGUCCAGUCAGGAGGUAGAGGUCAAGGCAGUGCCGGGAGCCCAGGCCAGGAGACUUCCCAUGUCAGUGGGGGCACAGGGCCAGCCUGGCCCCCAGGAGCAGCACAGUCUUGAUGACUCUGCCUUUUCUGCAGCCCUGCGUCCUGCUUUCCUUAAAGAGGGGAGUCCUCAAGACGCCAUGGACACCAGCUUUGCCUCUGGGGGGCCUGUGACCUUUGGAGACAUUCCCUUCUACUUCUCCCGGGAAGAAUGGAGGUCCCUGGACCCCGCGCGGAGGGACCUGUUUUGGGACAUAAAGCGGCAGAACUCCCGGAGCAUAGUCCUAGGUUUGGGGCACCAGAGUCGAAUCGAGAGACCCCGGCUGAACGUAGCAACGUCCACGCGCUUGGGACAGGCAGGCGACAAGGCCGAGGACAUGGCUGACGAUGGGCAGAAGUCCUGGCGCUCGGAGGAUGAGGUGGCAGCAGCUGCGGUGGUGGAGACGGUGGAGGAGGAGGAGGAGGAGGAGGAGGCGGCGGCCUGGGUCAGAAUGGGGACAGUGAGGGUGUCGGGAACCCGGGCAGCUGGGACUUGGCGUGGCCACACCGAGAAGCCACACAGCUGCAGCCAGUGCGGCAAGCGCUUUCGCUGGGGCUCAGACUUGGCACGCCAUCAGCGCACACACACGGGGGAGAAGCCUCACAAGUGCCAGGAGUGUGACAAGAGCUUCCGCAGCUCGUCGGACCUGGCCCGCCACCAGGGCGUGCACACGGGCCAGAAGCCCUUCUCCUGCCUGGCCUGCGGCAAGAGCUUCAGCCGCAGCGCCUACCUGGCCAGCCACCAGCGCAUCCACACCGGCGAGAAGCCGUUCAGCUGCAGCGACUGCGGCAAGAGUUUCUCGCUGCGCUCCUACCUGCUGGACCACCGGCGCGUCCACACGGGCGAGCGGCCCUUCAGCUGCGGCGAGUGCGACAAGAGCUUCAAGCAGCGCGCCCACCUCAUCGCGCACCAGAGCCUGCACGCCAAGAUGGCCCAGCUGGUGGGCUGAGUGCCCUGUCCCUACCUGCGUGGCCCCCCAGUCUCUCUGGCUAACAGAAGCCCAGCACAUUUCCGAGGGGGACUUGCCCCAGGAGAAACCCUGGACAGCAGGAGUGAGAGGGCAAGACAGGACCCGGUU